Messenger RNA from Bolinopsis microptera, 1599 nucleotides. RefSeq lists its product as uncharacterized. Bases 1 to 1599 code for a protein of 532 amino acids. The record is from RefSeq and is a predicted model, not a curated record. The transcript has 6 exons. Lineage: Eukaryota; Metazoa; Ctenophora; Tentaculata; Lobata; Bolinopsidae.
AUGUCGUAUGUCAUACCGCCGCUAGACUGCAUGGGUAUUGGGACACAGUAUACAACCACGUACGAGGUCCAACUGCCCACGUACGAGCUCCAACUGCCCACGUACGAGCUCCAUUUACUCCAACUGCCCACGUACGAGCUCCAACUGCCCACGUACGAGCUCCAACUGCCCACGUACGAGCCCCACUGCCCACAGUACGAGCUCCCACUGCCCACAGUACGAGCCCCCACUGCCCACAUACGAGCUCCCACUGCAUACAGUACGAGCUCCCACUACCCACAGUACGAGCCCCCACUGCCCACAGUACGAGCUCCCACUGCUCUCAAUACGGGCUCCCACUGCCCACAGUACGAGCUCCCACUGCCCACAGUACGAGCUCCCACUGCUCACAGUACGAGCCCCCACUACCCACAGUACGAGCCCCCACUGCCCACAUACGAGCUCCCACUGCCCACAGUACGAGCUCCCACUGCUCACAGUACGAGCCCCCACUACCCACAGUACGAGCCCCCACUGCCCACAGUACGAGCUCCCACUGCUCUCAAUACGAGCUCCCACUGUCCACAUACGAGCUCCCCCUGCUCACAGUACGAGCCCCCACUGCCCACAGUACGAGCUCCCACUGCCCACAGUACGAGCUCCCACUGUCCACAGUACGAGCUCCCACUACCCACAGUACGAGCCCCCACUGCCCACAGUACGAGCUCCCCACUGCUCUCAAUACGAGCUCCCACUGUCCACAGUACGAGCUCCCACUGCCCACAGUACGAGCUCCCACUGUCCACAGUACGAGCUCCCACUGCCCACAGUACGAGCUCCCACUGCCCACAGUACGAGCUCCACUGUCCCACAGUACGAGCUUCCCACUACCCACAGUACGAGCCCCCCCUGCCACAGUACGAGCUCCCACUGCUCUCAAUACGAGCUCCCACUGUCCACAGUAACGAGCUCCCAAUGCUCACAGUACGAGCCCCCCACUGCCCACAGUACGAGAUCCCACUGCCCCACAGUACGAGCUCCCCACUGCAUACAGUACCCGAGCUCCCACUACCCACAGUACGCAAGCCCCCACUGCCCACAGUACGAGCUCCAACAGCUGCUCAAUUCAAGAGCAUCCCCACUGUCCACAGUACGCGAGCUCCCACUGACCACAGCUACGUGCUCCCAAUGUCCAACUGCUACGAGCUCUCCACUGCACCUACAUACGAGCUCCCACUUGCUCCACUGUACCGAGCUUCCACUUCUGCCCACGUUCGAGCUCACACUGCUCUCAGUAGUGCUCCCUUACUGCCCACAUUCCGAGCUCAACUGCCCACUGGUACGAGCUCCCAACUGCCCACAGUACUGAGCUACACUGCCACAGUACGAGCUCCACUGUCCAUCAGUACGGAGCACCCCUAUGCCCACUGUACGCUUAAACGAUCCCACUGCCCUCAAGUUCGUGCUCCCACUGCCCACAAUACGAGCUCCCACUGCCCACAGUACGAGCUCCACUGCCCACACUACCGAUGCUCCCACCUGCCCUCAGUCGAGCUCCCACUGCCCACAGCUAUAGAGCUCCCACUGCCCAAUGUCACACAGUUCGAGCGUCACACUUGA